Messenger RNA from Pseudomassariella vexata, 549 nucleotides. RefSeq lists its product as uncharacterized. NCBI's taxonomy places the organism in Eukaryota, Fungi, Ascomycota, Sordariomycetes, Amphisphaeriales, Pseudomassariaceae. The transcript is spliced from 2 exons. The record is from RefSeq and is a predicted model, not a curated record. The coding region runs from base 1 to 549 and encodes 182 amino acids.
AUGGAUCCCACAAUCCAUUCUCGUGGCAUCCAGACCGUCAACCAGCUCCUCGAUGGUUACAGCAGUCUCUCGGUCGAAACCCUCCUCGCUCCUCUGUCAGAAAGCUUUCAGCAUAGAGUGCUACCCGAAAGCCUGGGUAUGCCCGCCCGCGACAAGGCCGCCUUCACUCAGCACGCAACAGGGGUUUUCAGCAUCUUCGAGAACUUCCAGUUGAUUCCCAAAUCGAUAUGCGAAAACAUGGCAGCAAAUUUCGUCGUGGUGUAUGCGGGCAUGAAAGGCACGUUGAAGGCAGGAAAGGGAGAAUGGAGAAACGAGUGCAUCAUGAUGAUCCGUCUUUCAACAGACGGGCGCAAGAUAGUUGAGGUCAACGAAUUCGUUGAUAGUGCCAAGGCAAUGGAGAUGAGACAGAAGCAUGCACCGAAGGGGGCGUUUGGCGGCCACCAGUUGGCGAAACGGGCGAGCUUCGUGUUGACGAGAACAACGUUGCCUGGUAUGCUGAAGGGAAUGAAUCACUUCGUUUUACACAUUGCCGUUGUUGGGACACGAUAA